Molecule: messenger RNA, 9662 nt
Organism: Lacerta agilis (Sand lizard)
Lineage: Eukaryota; Metazoa; Chordata; Lepidosauria; Squamata; Lacertidae
Gene: EPB41L1
Product: erythrocyte membrane protein band 4.1 like 1
Exons: 26
Coding region: 792-6446 (1884 amino acids)
Biological process (GO): cortical actin cytoskeleton organization
Cellular component (GO): plasma membrane; cytoskeleton
Molecular function (GO): actin binding; structural molecule activity
Source: RefSeq, a predicted model, not a curated record
GUGGAGGCGGGGGGAGCGCGCGUUUAGCCCGGAAUCGGCUUGCAGCAACCCCGAUCAAACUGUCGCUUUAUUUCCUUGCAUUUUUCACACUCGGGACGCGCCAAAGGACUGGAGUGAGUGGGCCGCCCCGGAUGCAUCCGCACAGGUGCGGAGGGCCACAUUCCAAGCCUACCUGCCUGCUCCGAAAUCCGAUUGCAUCUGCCGCGAGCGUCUCGCCGCCGCUUUGAAGGGCUGGGGAAACGCGAAAGGACUCCGGGCUGCAGGCAGCGCAGCCCGUGCAAAGGCUGUUUGGUUGCAUAGAUGAUCUUUCGCUCCCCCCCACCCUUCCCUCGGAGGCUGGUUCAGUUGCUCAUGACGUGCCUCUCUCGCUGAGCUGCCAGCCCUCCUGCUCACUCGCUCCUGCCUCCCGCUGCAGCUGCCUUGCAUUAUUAGCCCCCCCACCCCGCCUCCCUCGCCGCCGCUUUGCAAGCCAGCCUGAUUCAUUUUUCUUGCCGCUCUUGGAGGAAGAAAGCAGCAGGGAGGGGGAAGAGAGAGAAGCGACUGCUUUUUAAAACCCCAACCCCCCCAUUACUCUUCGGAAUCUGCUUUUUUUUUUGUCCCUUUAAUUAAUUGCAAGGAGGCUCGGGAGCCUGUCAUUCUCCUCGCCAGAUGAACGUUUUCUUGGAUCCUUGGACGUCUUGACUCCGGAUUACUCGGGGGAAAGGGAAAAAGAAAAGAAAAAGUGUCUGAACAGUGCUUGAACGGAGAUAAAAUAGACCAACAGCAGCUGGAGACUGGAAUAAUUAGUAACCAUGACGACAGAGACGGGCCCAGAAUCGGAGGUGAAGAAUGCCCAAGAGGAAACUCCACAGCAGCCUCCAGAGGAGGCAGCGAGUGGGCCAAACACAGUGACCGGUGGCUCCACACCCACGGCAAACAGCCAGGAAGCCGAGGCGAAUGAGAAGCCUGGAGCCCACAGCGACUCUAAGCAUGCAGAGCGGGCUGUGGACAUGGAUGAAAAAGACUACAGUGAAGCAGAUGGAAUAUCUGAGAAAACCACUCCCAGCAAGACCCAGAAAUCCCCCCAGAAAGUCACCAAGAAGCUCAAGAGUGCCAUCUGCAGAGUGACCCUACUUGACGCCUCAGAGUAUGAAUGUGAAGUGGAGAAACAUGCCCGGGGGCAGGUGCUCUUUGACCUAGUCUGUGAGCACCUCAACCUCCUGGAGAAGGAUUAUUUUGGACUUACGUUCUGUGACUCAGAUAGUCAGAAGAACUGGUUGGAUCCCUCCAAGGAAAUAAAGAAACAGAUUCGCAGUGGCCCCUGGAACUUUGCCUUCACCGUCAAGUUUUACCCACCAGACCCUGCCCAGCUCACAGAGGACAUCACGAGAUACUACCUGUGCCUGCAGCUCCGAUCAGACAUCAUCAGUGGGCGCCUCCCAUGUUCCUUCGUUACGCAUGCAUUACUGGGCUCCUAUGCUGUACAAGCUGAACUGGGAGAUUAUGACGUCGAGGAGCACGUGGGAAAUUACGUUGGUGAGCUUCGUUUUGCUCCGAACCAAACUAGGGAGCUGGAAGAGCGUAUCAUGGAGCUGCAUAAGACUUACCGGGGCAUGACACCUGGAGAGGCAGAAAUUCACUUCCUGGAGAAUGCCAAGAAGCUUUCCAUGUAUGGAGUUGACCUGCAUCAUGCCAAGGAUUCAGAAGGCAUUGACAUCAUGCUAGGUGUUUGUGCCAACGGCCUUCUCAUUUAUAGGGACAGGCUGAGAAUAAACCGUUUUGCCUGGCCCAAGAUCCUCAAGAUUUCAUACAAGAGGAGUAAUUUCUACAUCAAAAUUCGACCUGGUGAGUAUGAGCAGUUUGAGAGUACUAUUGGCUUCAAGCUGCCCAACCACCGCUCAGCCAAGAGACUCUGGAAAGUUUGCAUUGAGCACCACACAUUCUUCAGGUUAGUGUCUCCGGAGCCUCCCCCAAAGGGCUUCCUUGUCAUGGGCUCUAAGUUCCGCUACAGUGGGCGAACACAGGCUCAAACGCGACAGGCCAGCGCCCUGAUCGAUCGUCCUGCCCCCUACUUUGAGCGCUCCUCCAGCAAACGGUACACCAUGUCUCGCAGCCUCGAUGGAGAAUUCUCUCGCCCAGCUUCAGUCAGCGAGAAUCACGAUGGAGGAACAGAGUCAGACAGGAGAGACGAAGACAGCAGGUAUGGAGGAAGAACGCGGUCCGAGACCGAGGAUGAAGAGGUGACCACCCCAACAAAAAUCAAGGAGCUAAAGCCGGAACAAGAAACCACCCCGAGGCACAAGCAGGAGUUUUUAGACAAACCGGAAGAUGUUUUGCUAAAGCACCAGGCCAGCAUCAAUGAGUUGAAGAGGACACUGAAGGAACCUAACAGCAAACUCGUGCACAGGGACCGGGAUAGGAGGCUGCCUUCCUCACCUGCCUCUUCCUCGCCCAAACAUGAGGAUGAGACACCAAGGGGAACCCCAGAGAAGGCCAACGAGAUGUCAGAAGAGGAUUCUCCAGAGGAUCUGUCAUCUGAGCAUGGAGCUGCCUUAAUCAUGGAGUCUUUUGCACAGAAAAGCCUUGUUUCUUCUCCUGAGGGUUCAGAGCAUUGGGUAUUUAUAGAAAGAGAAACUUCUGGGCUGGAAGAGCUAGCACUAAAACAAAUAGUUGAGACCCAGAAAGAAGAGGCGCAUGCAGGUCCUUCAGAGAAGCAUCCAGAUUUGGAUUUAACAAAAGUGACCACUGCAGUGAGGGAACUCAAAGCAGCAGCAAAGCAUGAAGAUGAAGCAAGCGAGGAAGGCAGAGCACAUAUUCGGAAAAAAGCCAAAAUGAUAGCCAGCCCAGAAGAUUUUGAAUCGUUUUGGGAUGAUGAUGCGUAUGAGAGCGAUAACAGGAAACACUCUUCUGAGACAGAUGGACAGUCUACUGAGGAGAGAGACGAGCAGAAAGAUAAAAUGGAGACGGUGGUGGUAGCCUCCACUCAUCCUGAGGAGGCAGAACAGAAAGGCCAAAGAGAGGUAGUGGUGGUAGCUUCCACUAAACUUGAGGAGAAAGGAGAACAGAAAGACAAAAUGGAAGCAGCAGUGGUAGCUUCUAGCACUCUUGAGCAGCCACCUCACCACCUCGAAGGACCAACAGAAAAGAUUACCAUACCUGAAGGUUUCCAAGUUGAAGGACAAAUACAUGCCUCAGAAUCUCCAAACAAACAAAGCAGAACUAUAAUACAAGAACACAGGACUACUCUGACUCUGUCAGACAAAGAAGUGUUCAAAACUACCUCAGAUUCUGAGACUGUUAGAACUAAGGUGAAGAUGGUAUCUUCUGCUGCAGAAAGGAUAAUCUAUUUGGGGUCUGAAGAAACCGAUGAAAAAGAUGGUGAUAAGAUCAAUACAGUACCUGCCAGAGAAAAGCCCGGCUCAUCUGAAGACAGGCAGGAAAACCAAACAGAGUCAUUAGAUGAAAAAGAGAAGAGCCCCAGUUUUGCACCAGCUUCAGCUGCAACAGAGAUCAAGGAAGAUGAUGAGUUCCAAUCCAGGUCGUCCACAUGCGGGGGAGGACAAUCGGAGCUCAGUAAACCCAUUAUAAAAUCAGAUUUGCCUGACAAAGUUACAGAGGAUGGUAAAAAGUUACAUCCCACAGAGUUAUGUGCUUAUGAGAAAGAAGAGCAUUCAUCAGCUCCAGAGAAAAAAGCUUCGGUGGAACCAACUGAUUAUGGAACAAAAGAUUACAGAGAAUCCAAUGUGCAUCCUUCUAUAGAAGAAUUCAGCCAAAGAGUUUUCCAUUUAUCGAUGCCACAGCCAAAAUCUGGAUCCCCAACAAAAGAAACAGCAACUUAUCUCUCCUGUGGGCAAGAACAGGGAGCAGAUGAAACUCACAGUAUUCUCCAAGAAGGUGGAGAAGAAUCUGACAAGAACAAAGAUGAUACUGCCAUGGAAAAAGUAGGUUUGACAUUCAGAACUUCAGAAACUCAAAGAGAAAUUAAUAAAUUAGAAGAAACUGAAACUUCUCAAAUAUUCCUUCAAAUGGAAGCCAUAGAGAUUACAAAAUCCACCCUUGGUUUCUCACUGCAGCAGCUUUCCUGUACUACAGAAAUUUCAGAUGAAGAGCAGAGUAAACUGCAGGAUGCAAAACCAGGAGAAUUGCCCCAGGAUGAAACCCUUGAUUCAAGCCAGCCUCCCCAUGACAAAUUCUCUAAAGUUCAAAGUAAAUGCACCACAUCAGAAAUCUCUUCCAAGGACAAACACCCUGAAUUGGAAGAGUUAGCUAAAGAGGAUAACCACGAAUUGGAAGUUGUAGAUAAACAGAGAUUCCAGGAACUGGAAGAUGCAGCCAAUGCCAACCAUAUUGAAGUGGAGCAGAUGAUGAAAGAUAAGCCUACUCUGUCUGAAGAGUCAACUAAAGAUGAGCCAUCAACUUUGGAAAAUCUCUCAAAAUUGAAAGAGAUGGCUCAAGGUGCUCCCUCUGAGGCUGAAGAGUUAGACAGAGAUGUAUUGGAUAAGUUGGCUAAAGAUAAAGAAUUGGAUAGGCACGUAAAAGCAGAAGGGGUGACUAAGGAUAAAAUCGAAGACUUGAAAGGCUCAGCUUCGGAUGAACACUAUGAAAUGGAAGAGGUAGCCAAAGAUAAUCUCAAAGAAACAGAGGGUGUAACUCUAGACUUGGAAGAGCUGACUGGGGAUAAAUUCUCCAACUUGAAACAGCCAUCCAGGGAUGACAUUUUAUCCCAGGCUGGCCCUCCUGAUUCUAAACCUCCAGAAUCAAGAGAGACGUUCCAGGAUAAAUCUUCUUUGGAAGACGGAACUGAGGCCACCCAUACUGUCUCUCCUAAGAUUGGGCCAGCAAAAAGGAGCAAGGAAUGUCCACAUCCUUAUCGUGCUGUAGCACAGGAAAGGGAAGAACUGCACACUGUUAUCAAGGAAGGGAAACCAGGUCUAGAGCCACUGAAUCACAUGACAUUUAGCACAGAUACAACUACUCCACUUCAAAAACAUCAGGAUAUAGCAGCACCUGUAGAGAACCACGGGGGUUUAUUUGAGUAUAGAAAUGAGACGGACCAAGAAGUCUCUGUAGCUUCUAAAAUCCGGAUGUUUGAACAAGGUGAAGUAUAUAGCCCACUUUUUGGUGAACAACAUGCAACUCCAAAGGGGUUGUACGAGAGUUGCACUGGCAACGAGACACCAAAGGAUCCAUCAAGGAUGCAGAUAGAGCUACAAACAGGUAUAUUUCUAGAGAACAGCUGUGCAGAUGUUGAGUUGGCCUCAGGCACUUUGGAUGGCAAAGCCCUGGAUGUGAACUACCUAGCUGUUGUACAAGGAGCAAGUGAGGGAGAACCAUCCCAGUCUUCAUCUUGGAAGGAAGAUAUUUCUGUCGGAUCAGAGCAAGAACUGGAAGGGGAUGUUGAGCUGGCUUCUCCCGAUUCUGGCUGUGAAAUCACUUUGGCAGAAGCUGUGAGCAAAUUUCAAGAACCAGCUUGGGAAGAAAAGGAUUUGUCAGGCCCAUCAUUAAAAGCCUCCCCGAAAGAAGAGAGUUUAAUGGCUGCUCCUCCAGUGGCCCCUCAGAGAGCGGGAUUGAGGGAGGGCACAGAGGAGAAAUCUAAGCCACCUCGGCACAGGGCCCCCGAAAGUGACACUGGGGACGAGGAGCAAGACCAGGAGAGAGACUCAGUCUUCCUUAAAGACAACCACUUGGCCAUCGAGCGCAAGUGCUCAAGCAUCACGGUCAGCUCAACUUCCAGCCUUGAGGCUGAGGUGGACUUCACAGUCAUUGGCGACUACCACAGUGCCGCCUUCGAAGACUUCUCCCCGAGUUUGCCUGAGCUUGACAAGGAAAAGAGUGAGGGAGAAGCAGAGGGCGUGAUUUCUUCUGAGGAAUCGGACAAACCAGCUCCCAUGCGGGAAGAUGUUGCCCAAGAAGGGGAUAAGGUCCCCCGAGUAAUCCCAGAAGAGUCCUCCAUGAAACGGAAACUGCAAAAAAAAGCAGAAUCGGAAGCCUCUGUGCAGCACAGAAUCACUGCAACAGAAAUUACGCAGGUUGAUGGUACCACCACAGGCAGAAAGGAGACAAUAACCACUUCCCACAUUGUCAGCACAGAAACCAUAUCAACAACCUCAGAUCACAGCACCAAGGCUGGGAAGGGAACAACAGAACUUCGCUCCAUCUCUCCAAUCACCAGCAGUGCUGUUGGGAAAGAAGCCUUCUCCAGUCUUUUUGGUGCCACAGCAGAAACCCUCUCCACCUCCACAACCACUCAUGUUACCAAGACUGUGAAAGGAGGAUUUUCUGAAACCAGAAUAGAAAAGCGAAUCAUCAUAACAGGAGAUGAAGAUGUGGACCAAGACCAGGCUUUGGCUUUGGCAAUCAAGGAGGCAAAACUGCAGCAUCCUGACAUGCUGGUAACCAAAGCCGUAGUAUAUAGAGAAACAGAACCAUCUCCAGAGGAAAGGGACAAGAAGCCUCAGGAAUCUUGACCUUCGUGUUUCUAAAAGUUGGCAUCUCUAUUUUAACUUUGGAGCAAAAGAAGGGGCCUUUAUGCUGGAUUCCUCAAUGAGACAUAGAACGUCCUGGCUGCAAGAAUAAUGUUGAGAGACAAAAAAUAAAAAUAAAAAGGAAUAGCAAAUAUAUUAUAUAUUAUAUAUACAGGAAACAAAAUGCAUCCUUGCACUGCUGCUAUAUGCUGGAGAUGAAUUACAGACAGCAACAUCAGCAACAAAGAAAAACCAACCACCUCUUCAAAUAAAUUGAAGAAUUGACUGGAUUGAUCUAAAAGAAAGAAAGAAAAAUCACGAUGGUAAUAAUAUUAUUAUUAACAGUACAAUAAACCACCAUUCUGCAUGUUACAUUUAAAGGAUACAUAGCUCAUUUGUUGCACACUGAAUGGAAAAGCAAGAAUGCUUUGCAACAAAGCAAGAAAUCAACAAGCAAAACAAGCAGAAAUACAAAAUGAUUCCCUGCAUAGGAAUGAAUCAAAAACCAUUCACUUGUAUAAUUCUUGUUUAAUUAUUUUCUGAUUUGGGAUGUGUGGUGAUCACCCUUUCUCUCCACUUCCAUGCCACUUCUGUUGCUUCAUCUUUGGUUCUGUUAUUUCCCCAAACUGCCCUUCCUUUCUCAAGCUUUUGUCCCCCCACAUCUGGUUCUUUGUUCUUCUGAAGAUCAUUGACUGGAUUUCACUUAAAACAAAUCAAAACAUGUAUAUGAUUUCUAUAUUUGAUCAAAAUGCAGCCUGUAGAGGUUUCAUAUGGAUGUGCUUUUAAGUUAUGUAUAUUAUAUAUAACUGGGGAGGGUGGGGAAUGAUAUUAAAACAAAUUAAACAGUGCUGAUAAGUAUGACAAUGGCAUUUUUACAUUAUAAUUAUUUGAUUGACCGUGGUUGAUGUAUUAUAAGACUCUUAGAUCAUGCCAAUAUCCCAUGAAAACAGAGUAGGAAGAAAACAAACACUAAUGAACUCUGCUGGCUAUAUUUGUCUGUCACUCACCUGCUCUGUGCUCUUGCUAAAGGGACUGACAUAGUGACACAGUAGUGUUUGUAAUUGGUUGGUUGGUGAUAAGGCACCAUUCAGCAACCUGGAGAGGGAGUCGAGGAAGACAGAAUGGAUCAGUGUUACUGCAGCCCAGUUAGUCACUUAAGCGUGCCAAGGUCUCCCUCCUCCCCUGGGCCCAGGAGACUGAGGUCCCCUUGGGGACAUUAGGUCAGUUUGCUUCAUUCACAGCCUUUCAGUAUCUAGUAGGCUUUGAUCUCUCGGACCUAAAUAUUUACCUGUAGCAAAGAUGCCCUGUGUGUCAGUUUUUCAAAACUAUAGAGUGGUUCCUACUGGCCACAGGACUCCCUUUUUAGCAUCAUAUCUGCAAUGGAUCUUGAUAGCCCUCCAAAGGGAGUGUCCAUGUCAAACAAGGAGGCAUCCCCAUCCUGCUUGCUGUAUGCUGCAUGACUGUGUUUGGCCAGGGUGACACUAGCUUCUGCAGAGAGUGUCCGGCAGGUGGGGAACCAGUGUGAAACAUCAAGGCUUCCUUCUAAGCACUGUCAACCUAGAACAAGAUGACAAGUGAAGCGCUGGCUCUUUGAAAGUACAUCCAUUCAGUUACAGAAAGGGACAACCAGUGCACAACAUAAGGGCAGGUGCUGCUCGUGGAUGAGGAAGGCAUCAAAUGUAACUUGCUCUGCUACAAAUGGAACCUGGUACUUGGAAGGUUUCCUUCACUGCUUUCCACAAAUUACCUUCAUCCACUGUUUGAGGGAGAGUGACAGCAGAUGCAUAAUGUUAAGGGGGACAAACCAAAAUGAACCAGUUUCCAAGUGAAGCAGCCGGUGGCUCCAGACAUUAGAGAAAGACCAACAAAUAUUGCACCAUGCUUGCCUUUUUACAUCUUCCCUCCUCAACAUACAUAUGAUAGCUGGAGAAGGACAUUUAAUUAGUGUCUGUGAUUGGGAUCUAGAGAUCUUAGAGUAAAAGGGCCUCCUUGAAUAUAGUCAAGUGGAUGUUUCCCAUACAGUAAACUGCUACAAUAGAAAGCACUGGAUCGUUGGUCUUUACAGUUCCCUAAAACUGGAUCUGCGUAAAGCACUUAGAACAUAAACGGACUUCUUUCUUUGAUGUAGAAGUCAUUGCCACUUCUGUAUCCAACUGUAUGCUUCUCUCCCUGAAUUUUAUUUCGGGAUUGUUGUUAAUUUGUUCACUUCCUGUUGCUCAUAGGGAUCAUGUAAUACCCCAGAACCAAAAAGCAAAGAAAUAGCACAUAUGGAUGUGAAAUACAUAGAACUCUAAAUUGAUCUUAACAGAACAGAAAAAGCUUGUGCUCUUAAUUUUAAAAACAACCAAGACACAGGGGGAUCUUGGUGACAUUGUUACAGGAAAUUUGGGGGUAGAGGGUAACCCUCCCUUCUCAAACUUUGCAUUUUGAUUUUGACUUUCAAAAAAAAGAAAAGAACGUCAGCUCAAAAGUCACUGUUGAGUAGCUAGAUGGAAAGCACAAUCCCACUUACACUGGUAUACAUUGGGAUAAGUGAGUCAGCCACUCAAAUCUGUGGAGGUAAACAGCAUGAAGCCCAACAUGCUCAAGAUCAAAAUCCAACUGGGCAAUCAGAGGAAAGCUAAAAUAGACUUGUUCCUUCGGAUUCUUCCCGCAGCUUGUCUGAUGGGUAGCCAUUAACAAAAAAUAUAUAGUUUUUUUGGUUCACCUAGCAGGAUGUGGCUUAUAUAUAGACAUCUAUAUAAAUAUAUAUAAAUAUAUAUAUAAUAUUUAUUAUCUGUGGUAGUGUUGAAGCCAUGCAUAAUUUUAAAGUUAUGGCUUCCUCUUACCUUAAUCUUCACUACUGCUUCCAUCAGACGCAGCUGACCACACUCUUUUCUUUUCUUUUGGGCAUUUCCCUCUGCAGGGCGUGGGAGACGAAAGUGAUUGUUUGCGCCAAAUCCCUUAAGUUGAUUCCGAAACUGCCCUGCAAUUGCAUGAAUAAUAUUACUAAUUAUAUUUUUUCUUUCUUUUUAAUUUGAGAAGCACUUUACCAACCAACUGCAACGCUCUGUCAUUCCUUCCUCACUAAUUCCUCUGGCCAUCUUGCACCCCAUUCCUCUUUUUGUCCCCCACCCCACCCCUUCCAAUCAUAUCCUCUUUCAGUGCUUGGUGGUGUAUGCGUGUGUGCUCACUGUUCUUGUAUUCAAUAAAAGUGAAAUAAAUGUGUUUGAUGCUCAA